AUGCCUCAAUUUACGGCCUCACGUUCAUUUGCGAUGCUCUCCCUUACGUCCCAGGUAUUGGCCUUCCCCUCCGAACAUCAUAUCGCUCGUCCCGCCGAUGAACUCGCCGAUGAGCUCGACCGCAAUCUGAAUGUCUCCCCCCGGUCCGACGCUCAGCUUCGUUCCCCUCGAUUUGUACGUAGACGAGCAGACAACCGCGGUCCCUCGAUUCUCAAUCCCACUGCUGGACACUUCGUCGUGUUCGGUGCUCGCAAGAAUGGGCGGAGCGCAGCUGCUGCUAUCGACGGCAUUGAUAGAGCGUAUUACGAGACGUUCUCGGACGCCCUCAGCGCUCUCAGCGCCACUUCGGCUGCUUCCAAGACCGGCGAGCUUGCGCUAGGCUACGACUACAGCCCCACCCAAUCAGCAUUGAACAACGCUAACGAUUUCCCGGACUACUCGGCGCCCACCACCCCGCUUCCCGCUCGUGCCCCCUCUGCCCUUCCUCGUUCCCACAGCUUCGCUACAGCCAGCCAUGCUUCUCUUUACGAGGACAACAGCCCGGAUCCUUCUGUCCGGUCUUCGACUGCUCCAUCCCCGCACAUCCCACACGCCCAUUCCCACUCGAAACCGUCUCUGCCUCAUGCUCGCCCCGUGCCGACGAUAUCCGCCGGCACUUCCGCCGUACUUGCAGCCACCCAAAGCUCCGUCCCGUCGCCCACUCGUGCCACGUCAUCCCCGUCUUCUUCGCAAUCGAUCACCGUCCAGGCCACAUCCGGAGUAGGCAUAACCUAUCCGGCUCCGUUUGAGGGCCCACUUCCGACGGUUCCCAGGAAGAUCCGCGUGUCGAAGAAGAACAAGCAUUAUUGCUACGCUGUGUGCAUUGGUCGUCGCCCAGGACUUUAUUAUACAUGGCCGGAGACCUCUGCGCAAGUGGAAGGGAUAUCGGGUGGAGCGCAGAGAGGAUUCCCUACGCGUGUCGAAGCGUUGGCACAUUACCAUUCCGAGGGCCGUAUCGGCAAAGUCAAGAUUGCGACCGAGUAG
Stereum hirsutum FP-91666 SS1 is the source of this 1023-nucleotide messenger RNA. RefSeq lists its product as uncharacterized. The coding region runs from base 1 to 1023 and encodes 340 amino acids. The record is from RefSeq and is a predicted model, not a curated record. The transcript is spliced from 5 exons. Lineage: Eukaryota; Fungi; Basidiomycota; Agaricomycetes; Russulales; Stereaceae.